AUCAGAGAGGCUGAAUGUCUGCAGGACAUGCUCAUCACUUGUCAAUCCGUGUUCCUUUAUUAAAUCUCAUCUAGAACUUCCUCAUAGAUGCAGAGACCACCAGCCAGUUUCAAACUCAAGGUUUUAUGACAAAAGCCAACAGGAUCGAUGAUUUCAGUCUUGUGAAGCAGGACUGCCUUUCAUGCCAACUUCUUUGUAGCUUGUAGAAGCAUUUAUGCUUAUUUUUCCAUAGUUUACACACCUUUGUUUUUUUUUGUGUGUGUGUGUGUGUCUCCAUCCGCAAAAAAACCAAAGGGAUCACAUCCAGAUCUGCUCAUCUUUUUUUGGUGACUUUCAUCCCUCCAUUUUCAUCCCUCUGCAUUGCUUCUGUUGACUUUUUGCAGCCAUGUGGGAGUUCCGGUCCAUGUCUUUUUGGCGGGCUGUGUUUGCCGAGUUUUACGGCACCAUGUUCUUUGUGUUUUUUGGUCUGGGAGCCGCUCUCCGCUGGACCACCGGGCCACACAAUGUGCUUCAAGUGGCCUUCUGCUUUGGGCUGGCAGCUGCCACGUUCAUCCAAUCCAUCGGCCACAUCAGUGGUGGCCACAUCAACCCGGCGGUCACUUUCGCAUACCUGAUUGGCUCCCAGAUGUCCCUGUUUCGUGCCUUCUUCUACAUCUGUGCUCAGUGCUUGGGUGCAUUGGCUGGCGCCGCUGUGCUUUAUGGGGUCACGCCAACCAAUAUGAGAGGAAAUCUGGCCUUGAAUACGCUUCAGCCUGGCAUCAGUAUGGGAAUGGCCACUACCAUAGAAAUAUUCCUGACCCUGCAGCUUGUGGUUUGUGUGUUCGCUGUGACCGAUGAGAGGAGAAACGGGCGACUGGGGUCUGCUGCCCUGUCCAUUGGCUUUUCUGUGCUAGUGGGACACCUGCUGGGGAUGUAUUACACUGGAGCCGGAAUGAACCCCGCCAGGUCUUUUGCCCCUGCUGUGCUCUAUAGGAACUUCAUUAACCACUGGGUGUAUUGGGUGGGCCCUAUGAUCGGCGCUGCCAUGGGAGCUCUGCUCUACGACUUCAUGCUGUUCCCACGCGUGCGGGGUCUGUCCGAGAGACUGGCUGUGCUCAAGGGAAACAAACCAACAGAGCCUGAAGCCCAGCAGGAGACGCGAGGAGAGCCAAUCGAGCUCAAAACACAAGCCUUAUAAACACUGCCAGGAAACUGUGGAUCCCUGAAGCAACGCAUACGUAUGAUCAUUUUACACACACACACACACUUCCAGAGGCAAAUCAAGACACUGUAACCCCUUCACAAGGACUAUGAAUGAGGGUAAGAAGUACCCGCUCAGGGGCACCUCUGUCAUUUCUAGUCUACUAUGAGUGAACUACACUAGAAGUGGACUUCUGCAUGCUUUCCGGUUUCACAGGCUUUCAAUGAUCUCACAUUCAUUUCACUUUCUUUUUUCCUUUUCUUUGAUUUUUCCAGAGACGUGACACGUGUACUACAUUAUUAGCAUUUUGCAACAGAUUUCUACUUACUGUCGACAUUAUUCAGUUGUGCAUGGUGUGUGUGCGUGGGUGUUUUCCGACAGUUUCCAAGUUUGGCUCUUCCAUUUUCCACAAUUCGCUAUUUGUUUGUAUCAAUGCAAUGUUCUUUUUUUUUCUAUCUCCCAAAAUGAAGGAAACAUUCCUUUGAUCUUUGGUUUAGGUGGAUGUUCAUUCACAACUGAAAGCUCUAUAAAUCCUUUGGGAACUUUGAUCCCUCUUCCGAGUCCGUUUCAAACUGUUGUAUCGUUUAACGGCAGCCCACAGUGGCCCAAGUAUGAAAUUCUUUAUAAGAAACGCAGUCACACCAUCAUUCAUUUAUCUAAAAAAUAAACAAAUAAACACACAAAACACAACUAGUCUAUUGUUAUAGCCCAAAUUUCACCUUUAUACAGACAGAGCGGGAGGUAUUUGUUUACAAUAAUACCGUAAGUGUUGUUUUAACUAUGCGUGAGCUGUCACUGACACACUCAGCUCACUUUACGGAAAAUACAAACACACGUCUUGUGAGUCCAAAAGCUUUGAGCGCAUGUUGAAACCUGUUAGUUACAGACACAACUUAAGAAAGCAGAAGAUAUCUCUGAAUGGGUUGUUGUUUUCUUACAUGUAUAAUAUAUGAUACUGUAAAGCACACAAUAUCACAUAAGCAAGAGUGCCAUUUUCCAUACAAUAUAGAUUUUUAUAUUGGGUUAGCUACUGUACAUUUUAGAGACCAUAUAGUGUUUUUUCCGUUUCACGCAAGAAGCCAGAGAUUUGUGCAUCUCAGAGUAAAACCGCUGUGUUUUGUUCCUGAAUGAAUCUUAUUUUUAAACAAAUGGAACGAGGAAAUGAUUCAAUAAUCCAUUUGCAUCACUUGUUUCCUUUCUAAAUGAAUCUGCAGUUUUGAAUGAAUCAAUUGAAUAAAAGAUUCAGUGAACUUUUUGUCAAUUUCACACUGCCCAAACAAGAAGUUUUUACCCUCAGUAGAGUUUAGUACUUUUAAAAAUAUUCCAAAGUACAUUGUUGUUUUCUCAGACUUAUUUUUUUCGUCUGCAUUUUCUGUGUAGAUUAGCAGGUUUGGCAUCAUUUUGUGUGUAAAUAGCUUAAGUUGUGUUCUGACAUUUAGUCUCAGGCAAAUGAACAUUUCUGUAAAUCACUGUAAAAGAAAUAUGAAGCCUUACUGAUGUGAGCAGAACAGGUUUAAAACAUCAUGGACUUAUUAGUGACUGUUUCUGUUUUUUACAGUAGACUGGUACAGGGAUUAUGUCAAGACCUGAAAGAAUUCUUCACUGUGGAUUUUCCCAUGGAAUAUUUCAAUUUACGAGUAAAAUAAAGACUGUGCUAAUGUAAAA
This is a messenger RNA of Danio rerio (zebrafish), 2845 nucleotides long. RefSeq names its product major intrinsic protein of lens fiber a (gene mipa). The record is from RefSeq and is marked provisional. Gene Ontology annotation, biological process: transmembrane transport. Gene Ontology annotation, cellular component: membrane; endomembrane system. Gene Ontology annotation, molecular function: channel activity. NCBI's taxonomy places the organism in Eukaryota, Metazoa, Chordata, Actinopteri, Cypriniformes, Danionidae.